Molecule: messenger RNA, 1431 nt
Organism: Ilex paraguariensis (yerba mate)
Lineage: Eukaryota; Viridiplantae; Streptophyta; Magnoliopsida; Aquifoliales; Aquifoliaceae
Source: the annotation of a GenBank genome assembly
AUGGAGGCCUUCUUUACAUAUGUACUGCCAAUUGCAGUCCUCUUGAUAUCUCUUUCACUCUUCUUCCUCAAUCGUAAACGCAAUUCUGGUGGUUCAAAACUCCCACCAGGCACAAGUGGAUGGCCAAUGGUUGGCGAAAAUAUGGAGUUCGUCCAGUCAGGCCCUCAAAAAUUUAUAUCGGAGAGAAUGAACAAAUACUCGCCUGAAGUGUUCCAAACGUCGUUGUUGGGAGAGAGAUUGGCGGUGUUUUGUGGAGCUCCAGGAAAUAAGUUUUUGUUCAUGAAUGACAGCAAACUUCUCACCUCAUGGUGGCCACAAUCGAUGAAAAAGGCUUUGCUCUUCCCAUCAUAUGUUGACGGUUCCGUGAAGGAAGUAGGAGCACUUCAACGUAGUUUCCUACAUGAAAUUCUCAAGCCUGAGGCAUUAAAACAUUACAUACCUGUAAUGGACUCCAUGGCACGAGAACAUGUGAAGACUCAAUGGGCUCCUUUUAAAGAAGUGAAGGUCUUCCCUUUGUCGAAAAAUUACACUUUUGCACUGGCAUGUAAACUGUUUAUGAGCAUAGAAGACCCUGAACAUGUGAAAAGAUUGGCUGAUCCUUUCAUUCUUGUCACGUCUGGGAUGUUCUCAGUUCCUAUUGACUUGCCUGGCAUGGCUUAUAAUCGUGCUAUCAAGGGGGGCAAAAUAGUUCGCGAGGAGCUUCUAAAGAUCAUCACAAAGAGGAGAAAGGAACUAAUGGAAAAGAAGGAGACAGCAAAUCAAGACCUAUUGUCUCGAAUGCUGCUAGUAACAGAUGAAAAUGGUCAAUUCAUGAAUGAAAUGGAGAUUUCUAAUAACAUCAUUGGUUUACUUGUUGCAAGCUAUGAAACAACUAGUACUUCAGUCACCUUUGUCUUGAAGUAUCUGGCAGAGCUUCCACACAUUUACAGAGAGGUUCUUAAAGAACAAAUGGAGAUUGCAAAGUUCAAAGGUCCAGAUGAACUGCUGACUUGGGAAGAUAUUCAGAAGAUGAAAUAUUCUUGGAAUAUGGCAUGUGAAGCACUCAGGCUAUCACCACCUGCUCAAGGAGCCUUUAGAGAGGCUAUAACUGAUUUCACAUAUGCAGGUUUUACCAUUCCAAAGGGAUGGAAGACAUUUUGGACUGUACAUGCGUCACAUAAAAACCCCAAAUACUUCGCAGAACCAGAAAAGUUUGAUCCUUCAAGAUUUGAAGGAAGUGGGCCUGCACCAUUCACUUUUGUACCCUUUGGAGGAGGACCUCGAAUGUGCCCCGGUAAAGAGUAUGCUCGACUAGAGGUGCUCGUUUUCAUGCAUAACAUAGUGAGAAAUUUCAGACUAGAAAAGGCAAUUCCAAACGAGAAGAUAGUAUUCCACGCAUCCCCUGUUCCGAUGAAUGGUCUCCCUGUUCGCCUCCAACCCCAUGAGAAAUAA